Messenger RNA from Girardinichthys multiradiatus, 2405 nucleotides. RefSeq names its product Fc receptor-like protein 4. Bases 141 to 551 code for a protein of 136 amino acids. Gene Ontology annotation, molecular function: transmembrane signaling receptor activity. Gene Ontology annotation, biological process: cell surface receptor signaling pathway. NCBI's taxonomy places the organism in Eukaryota, Metazoa, Chordata, Actinopteri, Cyprinodontiformes, Goodeidae. The record is from RefSeq and is a predicted model, not a curated record. The transcript has 4 exons.
UUACAGAGUAAAAAGGUUCAAUGCUUGUAAAUGCAGUAAACCACGUGACCGAUGACAAACGAUGCCUCUUCUUCUUCUUCUUAUAAUGGCGGUUGGCAAACAACUGAAGGAGGCAUUACCGCCACCAACUGAUAAGACAGAUGGCACGUGGCUCCACACAGGCCUCUCCAGAUGUAUGGGGAGAACCAGAUGGUCUGACCUGUAAGAUGACCUACAUGGAAACAAGGGACACUGGAGUGUACUGGUGUGAGUCCAGAGAGGGAGCAGCCAGCAGCAGCAUCCAGCUCACUGUCUCUGGUGGAUCAGUGAUCCUGCAGAGUCCUGUCCUCCCUGUGAUGGAGGGAGAUGACGUCACUCUGAGCUGUCAAACAAAGACUCCCUCCAACCUCUCACCUGCUUUCAUUAAAGAUGGCUCCCUCAUCAGGACUGAGCCUGCAGGUCACAUGACCCUCCACCAUGUGACCAGCUCUGAUGAAGGCCUCUACAAGUGUUUCAUCAGUGGUGAUGGAGAGUCUCCAUCCAGCUGGAUCUCUGUCUCAGAGAGGGAGUAGAGACUGGCACAGGCAGUCCCAGUGUGUUGCAGAUGGAAGCAUAACUCACCUCUACUCCAUCCCCCUUUCUGUGACAUGAAAGAAGAAAGAGCACUUUGUACAGACAUAUGAGUGAUAAACAAUACAAAAGUUUUCAAACCCUAACAGUCCCUCCUUUUUUAUCACGAAUAAAGUCAUGAUUAGAACCUGUAAAAGAAAACACUCUGUGUGAGUGAAAACCCACGGACGGAAAGCAGAUUAUAUUGUGGGAAAAAUACUCACACGCCCCUCCGCCCAAGGUGACCACCAACCAUGGUAGAGUACAAUAAUAAUAAAACAAUGUAAUAAAUCAAAGAAAACAAAAUGUAAAAAAAGUAAAAGAAUUAAAACAAGCCUUGUUCAUGUCAUCAUUGUACUUUUUCUCAUUUCCCUUAAAUUGCAACUUCUUUCGAUUUUGUGUUAUAAAGUCAUUUUAUGAAGUACAAUUAUGAGUACACUCAGGCGUCAAAGAUAUCAUCAUAAGAGUAGUGGUCUUUAUUUUGUAGCUCGGUAAAAUAAACCUUUUCUGUGUCAUCAUAGUCAUCUGUUUUUGUGUUCAGUGUGGUGUCAACUUGAAUCAAUGCUGUAUAUGCGACUGUGACUGAUUGAGUUACUAUCCUUUUUUACCAUGUAUUUGCAACAUGGGAUAAUACAUAUUGACAAGGUGCACAGGAUGAUCAGGAAUGCUGCUAUGGCAAAUAAGAAAAUUUUAACCCAAUUCAUCCAUCCCCUUUGGAGCAUCCAGUCUAGCCAAGAGGAGCUGGGAGUCGGGUGGUCGUGUGUCAUGACGUUUUGCAGGUUAUUCAGUGCUCCUGUUAUAUUUGAGGAAUGUAUAUUAUCUGGCAUAUAUGUACAACAGGUGUUGUUCAGCAAAACGCAAACGCCCCCCGUUGAUGCUGUUAGAAUAUCCAAAGCCAUGUGGUUCUGAAUUAUCAUGGCUCGCAUAGCGCUCAUUUCUGUGUUUUGGCCCUCUUCUACUAUUAUGGAGUUAUUCAAAAACAGCCCUAAUCGGUAGCUUAAAAUUUCCACACGCAGCAUUAGUUUGCCCACACCUAGCCAAGGAAGGAGAGAUAGUAUCAUUUUAUUAUCUUUUGGCCAAACCUUAAAUUCAUCCGGGACAUUAGUUCCCCAGACAGAGUCGUGUGGUUUAAUUUCUAUGUGUCUCUUUAGCCUUUUGGAGAACGUGGGUAUCAUCGUUACCUUACUGAGUAUUAUAGUGUGGUCAGAUGUGAAAACUGGAGCACACACCCCAUACCAAUUCGGGGGUAGUAUGAAAUAAGCGUUAUUCCCGCAUAACCAAGCUACGCCCUCAACCCAGUAUGUUCCGUUUUGGUUGUUAUUACCAUUGGGGACCCAUGUGCCUCCACACUGCGUGGUGUUACCCAUAUAGAUAGAAGAAUCAUUUUCUUUUUUUCUACUCAAACAAUCGUGGUGGAAUGUGUUUCCGUUGGCAUGUGCUUCGAAUGGUGUGGCUCUUCCCUUAUUACUGAUGUGCAGAGGCUGCCAUUUACGUGGGUCACAUGCAUAUGCAAGAGAAUUGUUGUAAUAUGUGUAUGUUUUGUUGUCCUUACCAACCAUUUGGAUGCCUUCUCCUUCUGUCAGGUUUUGACCGGGAAUAAUGAAAUAUGUAAGCUUCGCAUACCCCCAGAGUCCUAUUGAAAAGGCACAGGCUGCUUCUGUGAAAAUCAUUUUUCUCACAUACACUGUAGGGCCCUGGGAAUGAACUGGCAUGAUAGAAUGUCAUGAUGUAGGGUUGUUUGGUUUUUGGUUUCAGGUUUUUUCUUAUGUUUUUCACAGUUACGGUUUUGACUCGUUCUUUUGUUAUUAUUCUUCUUA